Glycine soja is the source of this 2112-nucleotide messenger RNA. Its product is annotated as aspartic proteinase NANA, chloroplast-like. Lineage: Eukaryota; Viridiplantae; Streptophyta; Magnoliopsida; Fabales; Fabaceae. The record is from RefSeq and is a predicted model, not a curated record. Gene Ontology annotation, biological process: proteolysis. The transcript has 2 exons. Bases 330 to 1853 code for a protein of 507 amino acids. Gene Ontology annotation, molecular function: aspartic-type endopeptidase activity.
GAACCCCAAAGGCGAAAAGAAAGGCCCUACUAGCUUUUUUUUGUGUGCCUCUGAAACACCAUUCUCCUAUAUCACACAAAUAUAUCUUUGUUACCUGUGUCCCCCACCUCCAUCUAUCCUAGUAAAAUGGACCCAUAUGCACCAAAACCAGCUCAAUCUCAUUUCUAGCCCCCCUUUAUUCUCCCCCUCUCAUUCCAUUCUUCUCCCAAAUCAAACCACAUUAUACCCAUUACCCAUUACCCAUUACACAUUCUUCUUCUUCUUCUUCUUCUUGUUAUUAUUAUUAAUUAAUUAAUUACCAUUAGCAAUAAAGACACAACAUUUUUUUGAUGGGGAGGAGGAUGAUGCAAUGGAACACCAUCACCAAAGCUUCAAUUCUCAUCACCAUCACCCUCCACUUGAUUCUCCCCGUGGCCGUUAACAGCAUGAGGCUCGAACUGGUGCACAGGCACCACGAGCGCUUCUCCGGCGGCGGCGGUGACGUGGAUCAGGUCGAAGCGGUGAAGGGUUUCGUAAACAGGGACGGCCUGCGGCGGCAGAGGAUGAAUCAGAGGUGGGGUGUUAGUAAUUACGACAGAAGAAGAAAAGGCUUGGAAACAACGACGACGACGGAGGUGGAAAUGCCGAUGCGCGCGGGGCGCGACGAUGCCCUCGGCGAGUACUUCACCGAGGUCAAGGUCGGGAGCCCCGGGCAACGGUUCUGGCUCGCCGCGGACACCGGCAGCGAGUUCACGUGGUUCAACUGCGUAAUGCGGAAUGCUACAACAACGGCAACAACCAAGAAGACCAGGAAGAACAAAACCAAAAAGAAACAUCAUCAUCACAGCAAGAGGAACAGGACGAGGACGACGAGGAGAACAAAGAAGAAGAAGGCCAAGAGUAAUCCCUGCAAGGGGGUGUUCUGUCCGCAUAGGUCUAAGUCCUUUCAAGCUGUCACGUGUGCGUCGCAGAAGUGCAAGAUUGAUCUCAGUCAGCUUUUCUCGCUCAGUCUUUGUCCCAAGCCUUCUGAUCCUUGCUUGUAUGACAUCAGCUAUGCUGAUGGAUCAUCUGCAAAGGGAUUCUUUGGCACUGACACUAUCACAGUAGACCUCAAAAAUGGAAAGGAAGGAAAAUUGAAUAAUCUCACAAUUGGGUGCACAAAAUCCAUGGAAAAUGGGGUAAACUUCAAUGAAGACACUGGAGGUAUAUUGGGGCUAGGCUUUGCCAAGGACUCAUUCAUUGAUAAAGCAGCUUAUGAAUAUGGUGCCAAGUUCUCCUAUUGUUUAGUUGACCAUUUAAGCCACAGAAACGUUUCAAGUUAUCUAACCAUUGGUGGCCACCACAAUGCCAAAUUGUUGGGUGAAAUCAAAAGAACAGAACUCAUUUUGUUCCCUCCAUUCUAUGGUGUGAAUGUGGUAGGCAUCUCAAUUGGGGGCCAAAUGCUGAAAAUCCCACCUCAGGUUUGGGAUUUCAAUUCUCAAGGAGGCACCUUAAUUGACUCAGGCACAACCUUGACUGCACUACUUGUUCCAGCCUAUGAGCCUGUUUUUGAGGCCUUGAUCAAGUCUUUAACAAAAGUCAAGAGGGUCACUGGUGAAGACUUUGGAGCAUUGGAUUUUUGCUUUGAUGCUGAGGGGUUUGAUGAUAGUGUAGUGCCAAGAUUAGUGUUCCAUUUUGCAGGGGGAGCAAGGUUUGAGCCACCAGUGAAGAGCUACAUCAUUGAUGUGGCACCCCUAGUGAAGUGCAUUGGAAUUGUUCCAAUAGAUGGGAUUGGUGGUGCAUCUGUCAUAGGCAAUAUUAUGCAACAAAAUCAUCUGUGGGAGUUUGACUUGUCAACAAACACUAUAGGGUUUGCCCCUUCUAUCUGCACUUAAUUAUUAUUAGUUAUUCUUGUAAUCUUGUGAAAAUGUGAUCAUUUCAUUUUUUUUUUACUCUCCCUUCCCUCAUUUUCUUGCGGGCACAAGCAAGUCACAUUGGUGCUUGUCUUGUUCGAAUUGGAUUUUUAUUAUUCUUUUUUAUUUUCUAUUUUUUCACCUUUGUAAAAUAUUACGUGUAAACAUGUAUCAUACAUCUAAAUUCAACUUCUUAUGAUGUUAAUGAUACGUGGCUGGGCCACAGAUUUCCUUUUAGAUA